This is a messenger RNA of Astyanax mexicanus (Mexican tetra), 2545 nucleotides long. It is a transcript of the gene mlh1, whose product is annotated as mutL homolog 1, colon cancer, nonpolyposis type 2 (E. coli). Gene Ontology annotation, molecular function: ATP-dependent DNA damage sensor activity; mismatched DNA binding; ATP binding. Bases 134 to 2350 code for a protein of 738 amino acids. The record is from RefSeq and is a predicted model, not a curated record. The transcript has 20 exons. Gene Ontology annotation, cellular component: MutLalpha complex. Gene Ontology annotation, biological process: mismatch repair. Lineage: Eukaryota; Metazoa; Chordata; Actinopteri; Characiformes; Acestrorhamphidae.
CCGCAGGCGAACUCCAUCGCUACCUAAGGGUCCUGCGGCUGUAGUUCCGCGCGGAGUGGCGCGCUUUAAGGACUACAGUAGUGGCUGUUCAGUGUUUAUAGUGAGUGUUAAAGCGCUGCUCCGGGGCUGAGGGAUGGCGGGGGUGAUUCGGAGGCUGGAUGAGACCGUGGUGAACCGCAUCGCAGCGGGAGAGGUUAUUCAGCGGCCCGCUAACGCUAUUAAAGAGAUGAUAGAGAACUGCCUGGAUGCGAAGUCCACCAACAUCCAGGUUACUGUGAAGGAGGGAGGGUUAAAGCUGAUCCAGAUUCAGGACAACGGCACUGGAAUUAGGAAAGAAGACCUCGAAAUCGUGUGUGAGCGAUUUACUACGAGCAAGCUUCAGACUUUUGAGGAUCUCACGUCUAUUUCGACAUACGGUUUCAGAGGAGAGGCUCUUGCCAGCAUUAGUCAUGUCGCCCAUGUGACGAUUACUACAAAAACAGCGGAUGGAAAAUGUGCUUAUCGAGGGAAUUACUGUGAUGGAAAGCUAAAAGCUCCACCAAAACCAUGUGCUGGAAAUCAGGGGACUCUUAUUUCGGUGGAAGAUCUGUUCUAUAACGUGCCGACUCGACGGAAAGCCCUGAAAAGUCCCAGUGAAGAAUACUCCCGGAUUGUGGAGGUCAUGAGUAGAUACGCUAUUCACAACUCUGGGAAAAGCUUUACUGUAAAAAAGCAAGGAGAGAUGGUGGCGGAUGUGAAGACUCUACCCAACGCUUCAGUUUUAGACAAUAUCCGGGUUGUGUUUGGAGUGGCUGUGAGCAGAGAGAUGAUUGAAGUGGGGUGUGAAGAUCAGAAGCUCGCCUUUAAACUGAAAGGAUACAUUUCCAAUGCAAAUUACUCCGUCAAAAAAUGCAUCCUCAUCCUCUUCAUCAACCAUCGUUUGGUGGAAUCCAGUGCUUUGAAGAAAGCCAUUGAGACCGUCUACACAGCGUAUCUUCCCAAGAACACUCAUCCUUUCCUUUAUCUCAGUCUAGAAAUUGCUCCCCAUAACAUUGACGUGAACGUGCAUCCAACCAAGCAUGAGGUUCACUUCCUGCAUGAAGACUGCAUCAUUGAGAGCAUCCAGAAACACAUUGAGAGCAAACUGCUCGGCUCCAACUCGUCGCGCACCUAUUUCACACAGACGUUACUUCCUGGGCUCUCAGCGUCCGUUAGUGAGGUAAAGGCUUCUAGCAGCUCCUCAGCAGAACCAGGGGAACGGGUCUACGCCCAUCAGAUGGUCCGUACCGACAGUAAAGCCCAGAAACUGGAUGCGUUUCUCCAGCCAGUGAGUAAACCAGCCUCAGUCACCAUCACUGCCUCCACUGCCUCCACCGCCAGCCCCCCGGCUCCUGCCCAGCCCACAGCCGAGCCUGAAGACUCAGAAAUGCUGGAAGUCCUGGAGGAAGUCGAGACGGAUGCCUCAAAAGAUCUUCAGGUUGAUUGUGAACCUGUCCAAUCAGAGACUCCCCCCAGGAAACGAGCUCAUGUAGACGAGGAUAAGGCCGAGCUCACGGCCGCCUGCACACCCAGGAGACGCGUCAUCAAACUGAGCAGUAUAAAGGAGCUGAGGAGCGAGAUCACUGACCAAACACACAAAGUGCUUUAUAGGGGUACGCAUGACUCCCAGUUUCUGCGUCUGCAGGAGAUGCUACAGAAUCACUCGUUUGUUGGAUGUGUGAAUCCACAGUGGUCUCUGAUUCAACAUCACACCAAACUCUACCUGCUGAACACGAGCAAACUCAGUCAGGAGCUGUUUUACCAGAUAUUAAUUUAUGAUUUUGGAAACUUCGGUGUUCUGCGUUUGUCAAGCCCCGCCCCUCUGUAUGAGCUGGCGAUGCUGGCGCUGGACUCUGAGGAGAGCGGCUGGACGGAGGAGGACGGGCCUAAAGAGGGACUCGCUCAGUACAUCGUAGAUUUCCUGAAGAAGAAAUCAGAGAUGCUGGAGGAUUAUUUCUCCAUGGAGGUGGAUGAGGACGGGAAUCUGACAGCUCUGCCGCUCCUGCUGGAUAACUACACCCCCGCUAUGGAGGGACUGCCGCUCUUCAUCCUCAGACUCGCUACAGAGGUGAACUGGGACAGUGAGAGAGAGUGUUUCCGGGACUUCAGUAAAGAGUGCAGUCAUUUCUACUCCAUCAGGAAACAGUUCACUCUGGAACCCGACGCAGCCGACGGCCCGGACGCUGAGCCGAGCUGGAGGUGGAAGGUUGAACACGUUCUCUUUAAGGCGUUCCGGUCCCUCCUCAGCCCCCCCUCACGCUGCAGCGAGGACGGCAGCAUCCUGCAGAUCGCCAGCCUGCCCGACCUCUACAAAGUGUUCGAGAGAUGCUGAACCCGAGCUUUCUGAUCCAGAUUAGAGUAUUAAAGUCCUGCUGAUGUUUAAUAUCAGCCUGAGUCUGGGUUUGACAAAGAGCUGGUGAUCUCAGACUCUGUGAGCAGGACUGGUCUCCUUUUGUAAUGUAACGAUUGUAUGUAAAUGUUUUCACUUGUUUUACAUGUUUAAAGUAAAUAAAUAUUUCUAUAGAAA